Messenger RNA from Hemiscyllium ocellatum (epaulette shark), 4352 nucleotides. It is a transcript of the gene acbd3, whose product is annotated as acyl-Coenzyme A binding domain containing 3. Gene Ontology annotation, molecular function: fatty-acyl-CoA binding. Bases 60 to 1670 code for a protein of 536 amino acids. The transcript is spliced from 8 exons. Gene Ontology annotation, cellular component: Golgi membrane. The record is from RefSeq and is a predicted model, not a curated record. NCBI's taxonomy places the organism in Eukaryota, Metazoa, Chordata, Chondrichthyes, Orectolobiformes, Hemiscylliidae.
GUGUCGGGAGGGAGGUCCGGGGUGGUGGUGGUGGUGGUGGAGGAGGAGCGGCCGCGGCGAUGCUGGAGAUGAUGGCGGCCGCGGCGGCCCAGGGCGACUCCGGAUCGAUCAGUGGCUCCGCCGCCCGGCUGGAAGUCUCCAUCGACGGCCUUACGCUGAGCCCGGACUCGGACGAUGUGGAGCAGGGGGGCCGAGGGCAGUGGGAGGCCUCGCCCUCGCCCUCGCCCCCUCAGCCCAGAGCAGCAGCAGCGGCGGCCGAGAGCGGCCCGGCUCUUGGCGAUGUAUCAGUGGGAGAGAAGCAGGAGCAGGGUGGACAGACACAGGCCGAGGAGAUGGAGAGACGCUGGGGCUUCCAUCUGACUGAGCUCUACUGCCUGGCUCUCAGGUUCUUUAAAGAGAAAGACGGUAAAGCUUUCCACCCGACGUAUGAAGAGAAAUUGAAAUUUGUCGCUUUACAUAAACAGAUCACAGUUGGUCCUUACAGCCCUGAUUCUUGCCCAGAAGUUGGCUUCUUUGACGUUCUUGGCAAUGACAGAAGGAGAGAAUGGACUACCUUGGGUAACAUGUCGAAAGAAAAUGCCAUGGUGGAGUAUGUCCAGUUGUUGAACAAGUGCUGCAAUCUGUUUGAACCCUAUGUCACAUCCCAUAAAAUAGAGAAGGAGGAGCAAGAAAGGAAGAGGAGAGAAGAGGAGGAGAGGCGACGGAGGGAAGAGGAAGAGCGAGAGCGUUUGCGGCAGGAGGAAGAGAGAAGGCGACAAGAGGAGGAAGAGAAAAGGAGGCGGGAAGAGGAGGAGAGGAGAAGGUUGGAGGAGGAACGGCUUCGAAUGGAACAACAAAAGCAACAGAUCAUGGCUGCCUUAAAUGCACAGACUGCAGUGCAGUUCCAACAGUAUGCAGCCCAGCAGUACCCUGGCAAUUUUGAGCAGCAGCAACUCCUAAUUCGCCAGCUUCAAGAGCAACACUAUCAACAGUACAUGCAGCAGUUGUAUCAGGUGCAGCUGGCACAGCAGCAGGCGACGCUACAGAAACAGCAGGAGCCGAUAGUAUCAACAACCCACAUAGGGGUAGGAGAGGUACCAACAGUGAAUGGACAGACAACUUCACAUACAGAGCUUUCAGAAGAAAAGCCAGAGCCAGAAUCUUCAGAAGAAAUAUUGGAAAAUGGACCAAAAGACACAGCUGCAGUCAUAGCAGCUCCCUCCAUGUGGACCCGACCACAAAUCAAAGACUUCAAGGAGAAGAUCCGGCAGGAUGCGGACUCUGUCAUCACGGUGGGCAGGGGGGAGGUGGUUACCGUGCGGGUGCCUACUCACGAAGAGGGCUCUUACCUCUUCUGGGAAUUUGCUACAGACAAUUAUGACAUAGGCUUUGGUGUCUGCUUCGAAUGGACAGAUUCUCCCAAUACCACAGUGAGCGUGCAUGUCAGUGAGUCCAGUGAUGAUGACGACGAUGAUGAAGAUAGUCCCAAUGAAGUAGAGAAAACCAAGAAGGAGGCCAGCAAAGUUCAGGUAGAUGAGGUGGUACCGGUCUACAGACGAGAUUGCCAUGAAGAGGUGUAUGCUGGGUCCCAUCAGUACCCAGGCAGAGGGGUCUACCUCCUGAAAUUCGACAAUUCCUAUUCACUCUGGAGGUCAAAAUCUGUUUAUUACAGAGUUUAUUACACCAGAUAAAACCAAGCUAGCCCACGCUUGGCUCUCGCUUCUUUUUGUUUUAUUUUGUAAACUUCAAUUUGCACAUUGUGCAUUGAAAUAAUUAUCUAAAUCGUUCUAUAUAAUAAAUUGGGUGAAGGAUCUUCUACUGCAGUAAUGAAACUCACUGCCAGGUAUUGGUUUCAUUAGCCUUCUUCAGAGUCAUUGCUAUACUCAAUUGUUGCUGGCACUGAUAACCAUUUGUAUGUUGCAUCAUGAGGAGUGGUUAAUGCAAGCCUCUAUAGUCUAUAGAGUCUAAAAGCAGAGGGUAGUUUAAGAAAUGCUUGGCUGGAUGCAUAGAAAUCACCUUGUCGGUUUGCCCCUAUAAAUACCACUGUGUAGUUAUCCCCAGGAAAUGUAAAAGCAGCUUUGCCUGUUUUGCUGAACCCUGGUGUUCCGAAGUCUCAGUUGGGUUUGCUUCGUAAAAUGAAUCGCUGGUCACUAGAACUGGGGCUGGCAUUUACCACGAGGUGUGGUCAGGCUGCUAGUUGCAUGGUGUGAAAAUCUGCGAUUGAGUAGGGAAAGGUGAGGUAAUGGUUUGUGCAUGACUGCCCUUGUGCCCAAAGCAUCUCAUCAGUCAUCUUGUUUCUCAGACAAUAUUUGGCCCUCUGUUCAUUCUGCCUAAACAGGGGUGGGACUUGUGAGUCCAGUCAUCCAACCUUUAAUUUUUUUUUAGUUUCAAUUAUAUGGAAAAGCUUUGAUGCACUCAGGAUUUGAAAAGUCCCCCUUGGUUAAAAACAUUGUCUUAGUUUACCUCCUUAGUCUAUCCUGUUCAGUCCAGAUAAUGUGUUGUCCCACACAGUAGGAGGAAUACUUGGGGCCUCUUAGGGUUCCUCUGUACAGCAGCCUUUCCUCGAUGUUAACAAGCUGGGUUUCCUUGGAGACCUCCUUCCUGCAUUGAAAGUGCCUCUUGAGACCCCAGAGCCAUUUACCUGAGCUCUUCAGCGAAUGCCUCGUUCUAGAGGAGAGAAGAUAAUGGCCAAUGGCAGACUGGUGGGAUACUGUGGCUGUACAUAGCCAUGUUUUGCUGGGGUUUUAUUUUUGUUUGAAAAUUGACUUCACAGUCUCGGAAACAUCCCUUUUUAAAUCCCCAUCCCAAAUAUCCCUGACCGAAAUCCAUUCCAUGCCACGUAAUAGCUAUGACACUGAGCAGCUGCGUUUUCUGCUGUACUAAGUUACUUGAUCUUGGCCACAGUAAUGGGGAAGUUGUUUCCCUCGGUGUUUGGAGCUGAGCUCAGAGGUGUUUGAGGUCCUCCUCGCUGCCCAGUGAUUCCCAGCUCCUGGUUUGUUAGGUGAGAGCAGGGUGAGCUUUCCUGUGGUGUCCUUUGUGCUUCAUUAUUCUGCUGCCAGUCUGUCUAGACUGUGCAGGUAAGGGUUUUUAUUCAUGUACACCAGUUUGUCAUGAUGUUAAGCAGCUGGUAACGAAUCAAGGCACAAUCAUGCUGCAUCCCAUCAGACUGGCCUCAUUGAGGUGAGGUGGAGACUUGAAUCCAGUUUAACAAGUGAGUUGCUGGAGUGUGGGCUGGCCAUUGCACAGGAACUUGAGCAGUUUGACCUGGCUUUUGCUUUAACCAGUUGUUGACCAAACCCCUCCUGGCACAGAGUAUCUAGUCCACAGUUCCUUCUUACAACCUUCAUCGGUUAUGUGCAGUUGUGCUCAUUCAGAGAGAGAGAGGGAGAGUGCGAGCACCCAACAAUUAAUUGUUGUGUUGAGAGGAAGGAUUAAAACCAGUAGAACAGAAAUAGUGAGCAGGCUUCCCUCAUUGACAUGAAGGGAAUAGUGUAGUGUCUGACGGUGUGACACAAGAAGGCUCUUGCUUUCUCUCCUCUCUAUAAGGAUUUGCCUUUUGUAAUUUUUAUUUUUCAACAAAGCUGUUUAUCUCUGGGUUUAAUGAGGGUUACACAUUAUAUUGAUAAGAAAUGCAUAUAACCUUGAUGGAUCUCCCAUGGUAUUGUCCACUUUACUGAUCCUUUCUCCCUGUGGAGAUGAUGGUGAGCUUCUAAAUUCCUGAGAUUGGCCGAUUGAAUGCGAGUUUUGGGUUCUAAGGUGGAAGAUUGCGGCCUGUGCACUUUUUUUCUGAAAUGUACAAAGUUUGCAUCGAUUAGUGGAAGUUAGAUAGGGAGGCCCAGUCGAAGUUAGACUUUCCGAUAUAUAAUUUAACAUACUCGCUUCCCUGUUUUAUUCAGCUGAUCAGGGGUUGCAGCUUGUACCUAGAGGACCUUGUUGUCACCAAAGCAUCUUAAUUAAGAAUAGUUUCAGAUUUCCUUUUGAAAUCACUUCUUUCAUUUCUCAGAGUGCGAUUCUGUUGUACCAGUACAGCUGCGACCUGCACAGUUCAGAGAUCGCAGUUGUUUCUGCAAGUGCUUUUGUUUUGUUUCUCCCCCCCCCCCCCCCGUAUAAAUAAUUGUUUCAUUAACACUUGUAUAUAAUGCUUUCUCCCCCCCCCCCCCCCAUUUCCUUUUUGUGGAUUGUAUUUACUGCUGUUUUCCUAAUUACAGGCACCACCAACUGUUUUAUAUAUGGUUUGAAUUAGUCUGAUUUUCAGUGAAACCGAAAUGUAAUGGCCUCUCAUUUAGCAAGGUAUGUUGUUGGAAAUGUGGCCUGAUGUUCUGAGCUGUUAGUCUGACAGAAGUUUCCAGAAUAUUAAACUUGGAAAGAUUUUA